This is a messenger RNA of Cylicostephanus goldi, 336 nucleotides long. The record is from the annotation of a GenBank genome assembly. Lineage: Eukaryota; Metazoa; Nematoda; Chromadorea; Rhabditida; Strongylidae.
AUGUCCUACAAUCCAUUCCAGAAUGCACCUGGUUAUCCACAGCCGACCCAAAUCGUUCCGGUCGGUCAACCAGCAGUUGUAGCCCCUCCACCAGUGGUAAUGCCACCUCCAGUCAUUAUGCCUCCUCCACCACCAGUUGUAUAUUAUCCACCUCCAAUGAUGUAUCCGAAUAAUGCACCCGGUUAUCCGCAAAUGCCCACUGAAAUCGUUCCGGUCGGUCCACCAGCGAUUGUAGCCCCUCCACCAGUGGUAAUGCCACCUCAAGUUAUUAUGCCACCUCCACCGCCGGUCGUAUAUUAUCCACCUCCAAUGAUGUAUCCGAAUGUAAGAUUUUGA